AUGGCGAGGCCUCCAACCCGGGGGCCAUUCCACCCGUCGCGUCGGCGUCGGUGGUGCCCUGCUCAAGCGUUCGCACGAGGCGAUCCGGCUCAGGACCUCGACGUUAGGAACGGUAGAAUAGUGACGUCGAGCGAUGGCAGGACGAGCGUGUCGAUCGAGGAGGCCGCUCGCGACGUUAAGCAAGCGGUGGAGGAAAAGUACAAGCUCUGUGACGAGACGCUCUCUAAGCUUCUGCAGUGGAUCUCCGAAAUUGAGGACAAGCUGGCGAAUCAGGAUACCGUCAAGGAAGACGUAGAGCAGUUAAGAAAGCAGAUAAUUAUCAUGAAAGAAAUAAAGGAAGAUCUUGAAUCGCACAAUCGAUCCGUUUCAUCCUGCUUGGAUCAGAUUCGACAGGUCGUCUUGACGGGCAGCAAUGUGUUAUUCAGCGACAAAGAGUCUACUUUGGAAAAGAACAGUCGAUUUUUUAGAACCCGAUUUGACAAAGCGUUAGAUCGCAUUGACAAAUUAGUGAAACGUCUCAUUGGUGCCAGAGAUGAAUUAACAAAGUUCAAGAAUGAACUCACGACGUUCUCGAUUUGGUUGGAUAAGGCCAGAAGCGUGCUUGAAGAGGAGGAGCGUUCCUUAUCCGAUCUGAACAAGCUCAGUAGCAGCACGGAUACGACUCACCUACGUGGACGUGCGCAUCAGCUGAUGAUGGAAGUUGGACGAGUCGUACAAAUUGAAGGCAAUCUGAUGAUGAGACACGAGCUGCGAGUUGCCGAGGAGCAGCGUGAACUUAGCUUGAACAACUCGAAACGACGCGGAAAGAAAGUGUCUGUAGAUUUCAACGUGAGAGAAUAUUGUACGAUGUGCGAUCUGAAUUUUUACGGAACCUUGUCUACGCAUAGAAAGAGCGAAAAGCAUCAUCAAUUAAAAAUCUUUUUGCAUCCCCGCUGUUUCCCUUGUCUAAAAGAAUUCCCGUCUCGCAUAGAAUACGACGAGCACUGUUUAACACCCGCUCAUAUGAAGAAUGCCGUUCAGCGCGAGGAACAACGAAAAAAUAAAAAGAAAGACAAACUGGCAAAGGGAGAAGCUGAGGUUCGCACCGCGGAAGAUGAGGAGAAAGAUGUUUGUCAUGACGCGAAAAACGAAAAAGAGGAGGAUUCAGAAGAACAAGGAUACAUCACGGAUAUUAUAGAAAAUAUAACUGAGAAGAAAUUCAAAAUACCAUCUUACAAAUAUUGACGUUAAAAUCAGAUCUUUAUAUUGGUAUGGAUUAUUUAAGAAAAGUUAUAAGUUUAAUUUAUGUAAAAUUAAUUUAUAUAAAAAA
Molecule: messenger RNA, 1309 nt
Organism: Temnothorax curvispinosus
Lineage: Eukaryota; Metazoa; Arthropoda; Insecta; Hymenoptera; Formicidae
Exons: 4
Coding region: 1-1224 (407 amino acids)
Cellular component (GO): nucleus
Source: RefSeq, a predicted model, not a curated record